AUGAAAAAAUAUCGUGAAGGCGUAUACGACCAGUACGCCUUAUUCUUUCGUGAGCAGGGGACAGAACACAACUGUAAAAUUCCCCCCGCGCCGCGAACUCUCCAGUAGCCUCCCCUCGCGAGCCACCACGGCCCAAUCUUCCCCGCGGCAAAACCUAGCCAUGGCGAUGCUUCUCUGCCGCUGGAUCCCACUGGUCCGCCUCCUCCGGCCACUGCAGACCGUCGCGGUGGCCUCCACCACCACUCUCGAUUCCAGCGCCGCACAGGAGAUGGUAGCCGCUGCCCGCCUCCUCGCGCGGGCGUCCAGGCAAGGCGCCACCGCGGUGGCGGCGUCCGCUGCGAGGCGCUGGCUCUGCGGCGCGGCGGCUGCCGCAGCUCAGCAGCCGUUCGCAUCCGCCCGCUGCUCGGCCAGGGUCCCAUAUACGUUGAAUCAGCCGUUGAGAUACUCAACAAACAUCUUUCAAAGGUUUGGCUUUUCAUCUUCUACCCCACAAGAGAAUGAUAAGGAGGUAAACCAACCUAAAGACCAGGAAAGUACUGCACAGGAAAUAAAUGCUGAAGCUUCAAAGGAAGACAGUGGCUCAUCUGGAGGUGCAGAAGAAGUUGAUCUUUCAAAGGAGGAUCUAGUGAAGCUAGUUCUUGAGAAGGAUGAAUUAUUGACCUCGAAAGAUGAAGAGAUCGAAGAUAUGAAGGACAAGGUUUUGCGCAGCUAUGCAGAAAUGGAAAAUGUUAUCUCACGGACAAAGCGUGAAUCUGAGAACGCAAAAAAAUUCGCAGUACAGAACUUCUCUAAGAGUUUGUUAGAUGUUGCUGACAAUCUGGCUAGAGCAUCAUCUGCUGUGAAGGAGAGCUUCUCAAAAUUAGAUACAUCUGAAGAUUCUAGUGGAGCUGUACCAUUACUAAAAACCCUACUGGAGGGUGUAGACAUGACGGAUAAGCAACUCGGAGAGGUUUUUAAGAAGUUCGGAGUUGAAAAGUUUGAUCCAUUGAAUGAGAAAUUUGAUCCUGAGAGACAUUAUGCAAUAUUCCAAAUGCCCGAUGCUUCAAAACCAUCAGGAACUGUUGCUGCUGUUGUAAAGGUGGGCUACAUGCUACAUGACCGUGUCCUCCGCCCUGCUGAAGUUGGUGUUACAGAGGGAGGUCCCUCUGAAGAAGACGAGCCAGAGCAGAAAUCUAGUGGAGAUUAGAUUAAAUUAAUUUACUAAUAUACCAGAAGCAAGAAGAGAUAGCUGUUCCUCAUCAGCGAAGGAGCUCGGCGUUUCGGAUGUUUUUUAAAUUGUAAAAGCAAGGCUGUCUUGUUGAAAAUGCUAUCUGUAUGGGUAUACGUUAUACCAUUCCUUAGCAGCGCAACGUUUUUGAGAAUUUUGUAAGGUCAUCUUGAAAGCUUCAAGAACAUAGUCUUUCACAUGAUGUGUGCUCCCCUGGAAAAAUUA
Molecule: messenger RNA, 1432 nt
Organism: Lolium perenne
Lineage: Eukaryota; Viridiplantae; Streptophyta; Magnoliopsida; Poales; Poaceae
Product: grpE protein homolog 2, mitochondrial
Biological process (GO): protein folding; protein import into mitochondrial matrix
Cellular component (GO): PAM complex, Tim23 associated import motor
Molecular function (GO): protein homodimerization activity; adenyl-nucleotide exchange factor activity; protein-folding chaperone binding
Source: RefSeq, a predicted model, not a curated record